AAGGAUUCACGCUCAACGAUCAGACGGCAGUCGGCCGCUCCAGCUCUACAGUCAAGCGACAACAAGUAUUCUAUUUGGCUCUAGCUGGUUGUUGUUCAAUUCAAAGUUGCCUCCCGCCCAAAAGUUUUCAUUCAUAGUCUCUCAAACUGCUCACGAAAAGGCAAUCCCAUUCAAAGAAAUACAAUUUCAUCCAGAGUGUGCGAACUCUCUAACCAGCCCCGUCACUCGUUUGAAUUUCCCAUUUUCUUGACUCGAUCCAGUGUUGUUUGUUGUUGUUGUUCGUCGACCCUUGGAGCCCAACAAAGUUCGGCAACCGAAGAAGGAGGCACCAGCCAUUAAAGAAGAAUCUGAAGGUGGUGGUGGUGGUGGUGGUGGGGUGUUUCUUUUGGAGGAGAGAGAUUUGAAAAAAAGGAAAAGAAGCAGUGCCCAAUCAACCUGUCGAAAGAUGAAGUGUUGCUGGGCUCUUUUGUCGGCCCUGGUAAUCCUGACGGCCAUGGCCACCUUCGCCGAUGGAUGCAGCUGUUCCAAGCGCCACCCACAGGAGCACUACUGUUCAGCCGAUUUUGUUGUUUUGGCCCACGUGAAGCGGAUCGUGCACGACCGAUCUGAAUGGUCCCGCGCCUACAAGGUGCGCAUCAAGAAAGAGUUCAAGGUGACGGAAUCCGGCCGCCAGGCCUUGUCUUACGGACGCAUUUUGACGCCUUCGCACGACGCUUCUUGCGGUAUCCGACUCAAGCCGGGACGGCGCUACCUGUUGACGGGCAACAUCCGCUCCGGAAAACCUUGGAUCAAUUUGUGCAACUUUGUCCAUGACUGGGACCGCAUGACUCCCAUCCAGCGCAAAGGUUUCCGCCGUCUAUACCAGCGCGGAUGCGACUGCAAGGUCAUGGAAUGCCAUUGGUGGGGCAAGUGCCCGUCAACGACUCAGGCUUGCACAUGGGACACGGCAUUCGACUGGCACGAUUGCCAGUCAAUGCACGCCAUUUGCACGCGAGGUAACGGCGGCGGUGGCAGCGGAACAUGCCGCUGGUCCCACUCAAAAUCCUACCGACAAUGCAGCAAGAAACGGGCCGGCGCCGAUCCCAAGAAUCCAGACGAUCCCGCCCGGUCGGCACCCGCUUCUGCCGUUGCCACUUCGUCGUCGCGUCGGUGGAAAAACAAUUUACUACUCAAAUCGUGAGCAAAAGAGAGAAAACGAGACGCAGCACGCGCGCAACGAAAAAAAUAAAAAUAAAAAACACACAUUCGACACAGCAGCAGCUCUCUUUAGAGCUCCCGUGUUAUACAUCUUGAUCCAGCGCUGCCAAAUUCCUCCGACUGCCCCGAUCUUUUUCUUUCCCUCUUUUUCCUUCUUCUUCUAUGAUCCACCCAACACGGCACCACACCGAAUCGAAUUUCCUCCCAGUUGGCAAAGCCCAUUGUUGUGUGCACUCCGCACACAGCAGCAUCCCACACAACCAUUUCACCGCACUAUUUAUAUACAUAUUAUACAUAUUAUAUAUAUACAUAACAUUGUUAUAUAGUAGGGUAUAUUCGAUCGUCUUUCUCUCAAUUGUUCCGCCGAAAACUCAGCCGUUUGGAUAUGAAAAUGUGUACAAUUUUUCUCUGUUUUUCCCCCCUUAAUCUCUCUUUUUGUUUCUCCUAUUGUUGGUUUUGUUGUUGUCGUUCAAAUGAUGGACUAACAGGAUAUGAAUGUGGAACUAUUUGCGUGCCUGUGUUUGUGUUGCGCCACAGCCAACGCGAUACAUCUCUUGUAAACGAUCCUUGUAAACUAAAGCAAAACGUACAUGUUUGCGGAGGAAGAAAAUCACGAAAAAAUAAUAAAAAACCAGAAAUGAGGUAACAAAAGAAAGAAAAACA
This is a messenger RNA of Daphnia pulex (common water flea), 1860 nucleotides long. It is a transcript of the gene Timp, whose product is annotated as tissue inhibitor of metalloproteinase-like. NCBI's taxonomy places the organism in Eukaryota, Metazoa, Arthropoda, Branchiopoda, Diplostraca, Daphniidae. Bases 446 to 1180 code for a protein of 244 amino acids. The transcript has 4 exons. Gene Ontology annotation, molecular function: metalloendopeptidase inhibitor activity; protease binding. The record is from RefSeq and is a predicted model, not a curated record. Gene Ontology annotation, cellular component: extracellular matrix. Gene Ontology annotation, biological process: negative regulation of membrane protein ectodomain proteolysis; negative regulation of endopeptidase activity.